Sceloporus undulatus (fence lizard) is the source of this 1796-nucleotide messenger RNA. RefSeq names its product ATPase H+ transporting V0 subunit d2 (gene ATP6V0D2). Bases 10 to 1065 code for a protein of 351 amino acids. The record is from RefSeq and is a predicted model, not a curated record. Gene Ontology annotation, cellular component: lysosomal membrane; plasma membrane proton-transporting V-type ATPase complex; proton-transporting V-type ATPase, V0 domain. The transcript is spliced from 8 exons. Gene Ontology annotation, molecular function: proton-transporting ATPase activity, rotational mechanism. NCBI's taxonomy places the organism in Eukaryota, Metazoa, Chordata, Lepidosauria, Squamata, Phrynosomatidae. Gene Ontology annotation, biological process: vacuolar transport; proton transmembrane transport; vacuolar acidification.
UUAUCCACAAUGCCUGGCUAUUCAGAAUUUUACUUCAAUGUGAAUCAUGGUUACCUGGAGGGGCUGGUUCGUGGCUUUAAAGGUGGAAUCUUGCAGAGUUCUGACUAUGUCAACUUAGCACAGUGUGAAACACUGGAAGACCUGAAGUUACACUUGCAGACCACAGACUAUGGGAAUUUCUUGGCCAAUGAAACUGGGCCUUUGACUGUUUCUAUCAUUGAUGACAAACUAAAAGCCAAACUACUGACAGAAUUUCAUUAUUUUAGAAACCAUGCCUUUGAGCCACUUUCUACAUUUUUAAACUAUAUUACGUACAGCUAUAUGAUUGACAAUGUAAUUCUGCUCAUUACUGGAACACUGCGCCAACGACCUAUCGAUGAACUGGUUCUGAAGUGCCAUCCUUUGGGCAGCUUUGAGCAAAUGGAAGCUGUUAGCAUUGCUCCAAAUCCUGCAGAGUUAUUUAAUGCAAUCUUGGUGGACACACCAUUAGCUGAUUUUUUUCAAGAUUGUGUAUCUGAAACUGAUCUGGAUGAAAUGAAUAUUGAAAUCAUGCGCAACAAGCUGUACAAGUCUUAUCUUGAGGCAUUUUAUAAUUUCUGCAAAAAACAAGGUGGCACUACAGAAGAUAUAAUGUGCCCACUUUUAGAGUUUGAAGCAGACCGGCGGGCUUUUAUUAUCACCAUCAAUUCAUUUGGCACUGAGCUGAGUAAAGAAGACAGACAGAAGCUGUAUCCAACGUGUGGAAAACUGUAUCCAGAAGGUUUAGAUAUGCUUGCCAAAGCGGAGGAUUAUGAGCAAGUGAAGGGCGUUGCCGACUACUACGCUGAAUACAGGGCUUGCUUUGAAGCUGUAGGAGGUGGUACAGGUGAAAAAACACUAGAAGACACUUUUUUUGAACAUGAGGUCAAAAUGAAUGUGCUAGCUUUCAACAACCAGUUCCAUUUUGGUGUCUUUUAUGCCUAUGUAAAGCUGAAGGAACAAGAAAGCAGAAAUAUUGUAUGGAUUGCAGAAUGCAUCUCCCAGAGACACAGAACAAAAAUUAACAACUACAUUCCAAUUUUCUGAAGUACAUAUUAACAAUGGGUGUUAACAGUAUCAUAUAACUACUACAUUCAAUAUAGCUUUCUUCUGUUUCCAAUCAAUUUGCAAAGAGAGGUCAGAUUUUACGUUAUGGCCAUCAAGAAAGGGGCAUUUUAGAAAUUAUUAAUAGAACUGUCACAAUUCCAUUAGCUGUUCAAAUGAAGAAGCUCAAUCUACAAAUUUGGCAAUUUUCAGUCACAACAAUACUGGAAAGUGCCCAAAUAAAAGGUGGACAUGUGUCCUACCUUGAGAAGACAGUCCUCUAAUUCAGUGUUUUCUGAAACUAGCUGAUGUGGAAGAACUGCAAUUCCUACCUCCACAUUUGCCAGGAGGAACCAUGUUUGUGUCCAUUGGCUACAAUUAUUUCUUUCUUUUCCAGAAGCUUUCUGGGGACCCUCACCUUUGCAUGCCCCACCAUGUUGAGCAUGCUGCUCUAGUUGAAGAUAACCUCUCUUUGCAAGGUCCACUAAUCCAUCUUAAAGAUAAAAGACAAAAAAGGGGACAUAAAGGGCCUUGCAGUUUCCCACAAACAGAUAGCACCUGGACAGUGGACUGAGCAGAUCUAUUCAGUCUAAUGAGGGAUCAGUCAUCCCCAUUAGAGCAUAAUGUCUGUUUAAACUAUAGUCAUUAUUAUGAAUUUGAAUCCAUAUACAGUGGUGCCUCGGGUUACGAAAUUAAUUCGUUCCGCCAUUCCUUUCGUAACCCGAAAAUUUCGU